CUCUGUUCCCUCCACCACACAGCAGACAAGAAAGCUUGAGACCAGUAUUCACAGCAGACUUCUCCUCAUCUAAUCUCCACCCCACCUGAGCCAGCAUGUUCACCCCUCGUCUUGCUAUGCUGUCUGUGCUUGUUCUUGUACUGAGUGCCAUCACAUUUAGCGAAGGUCUUCGAAUGUCAAGCGGGCCGGAGAAGUGCUGUUUUACCUUUGCUGAGCGUCCGAUACCCAGAGGAAGAGUGGUGGGUUACACAAAGACCAGCCAGCAGUGCUCUAACCCGGCAGUUAUGUUUAAGACCCAGAAGGGGAGACAGGUGUGUGCCAGGCCCUCAGACAGAUGGGUGAAGGACUACAUCAACACCCUGGACAGCAAGAACUUUGGGAAGCAGACGCCACUCCUGUAACCAUGGUGAUGUGACCCUCAUCUGUGUCAACGUCAAAGCUAAUCCUUCAAAACCUAUUUUAUUACUCGGUUACACAAGAAGGACAUGGCCAGAACUCUGCCUCAGAGAGAGCAGUUUAAGGUCCUGAGCCAAAACACCACCUGGGUCUAUCUGGGCAAAUAGAUAAGCUAAAUGAUCUCCAUAUAACUGUAAUGCUGUGUAUACCUCUCUCUUUACCAUUUCAUGCCUGUGAUCGAUAGUCAAUAUUUAUUUUUUGAAUCCGUAAAACACAUAUUUGUGCUGAAUGAGUUGUGCAUAGUGAUGAUUAGAUUAAAUUAGAAUGUAGUUCCACAGAAUGUCCUAUGGAACAACAUUCUAUAGGCCCAUUCUGUUUGAUUGCCUUCAAUGAAUUAAAAUGCAUGUGGAUAAACCAUUUGUUGGUUUUAAUGCAUCUCUCUAUGUUUUAAUGCUUACCUGAUGAAACAGUACUGUAAAAAUAUAUCUAAACCACA
Molecule: messenger RNA, 892 nt
Organism: Oncorhynchus masou masou (cherry salmon)
Lineage: Eukaryota; Metazoa; Chordata; Actinopteri; Salmoniformes; Salmonidae
Product: C-C motif chemokine 4-like
Exons: 3
Coding region: 96-401 (101 amino acids)
Biological process (GO): immune response
Cellular component (GO): extracellular region
Molecular function (GO): chemokine activity
Source: RefSeq, a predicted model, not a curated record